Molecule: messenger RNA, 882 nt
Organism: Brassica rapa (field mustard)
Lineage: Eukaryota; Viridiplantae; Streptophyta; Magnoliopsida; Brassicales; Brassicaceae
Product: major oleosin NAP-II
Biological process (GO): lipid storage
Cellular component (GO): monolayer-surrounded lipid storage body; membrane
Source: RefSeq, a predicted model, not a curated record
GGAAAAUAAAGUACAAAAACGAUUAACAGAAGUUUCAUAGAGUUGAGUGUGAAUCUUUUCAUACUAAAUCGGUUCGAAGCUACAUUUGAGUUCGGUUUCGGUAAAUAUCAUUUCUAUUCAAAACCGUAAGCCUUGUGGAUAACGUUUUGGGUUUGAAGAAUGAAACGUGUCAAUAAAUUGUAGCUUAUCAGCAUCCACGUGUCAAUAAAUAUCCCACCAUCUUCCUUUCUAUAUAGCUAUGCUAAGUUUUAUUUUCAAGUCACAACUUGAGACCAUUGAUAUGGAGAAUCCUGAAGGAAGAAGUAGAGAUGUAGCCAGAACCGAUGGAGAGAAAACAACUGGUUCUUCGGUUGUGUUUGCAACCGUAGCAGCUGUGGCAGUGGUCGGACCGCUUCUUGGUCUGAUGAGUUUCAGCCUCGUCGCGACUGUGACGUUGUUUAUUGUGGUUUCUCCAUUGAUGCUGAUAUUUGCUCCGGUGUUGAUGGCAACGGUGGCGAUUCUUGUGGCGGCUAUGGUUGGUGUUGGGGUGGCGGCAGUCAUGUGGUUGGUGGGUAUUGCCGCUUUGGUUUGUUGUGGACGAGAGAUUGGUGUUGGAACAGGAGUGGCUGGGAGGAUGGUUGAGUCGGUGGUGAGAGAGUUAGGUUAUGGUCGGAAUCGUUACUUGCGAGACAAGUGAGAUAAUGGUUCUUCCUUUUGCCAGGCUUACAUUUAUUUCUUUUUCAAUAUUGGUAAAAGCGUUUCUUGAUGCGUGCUAUCAAUGUGUUCUUUUCUGUCUCAUGAUUAAUGGGAAUUUGAAGAAUAUGGUGAAUAAAGAAAAAACAAAGAGAUGCCUAUGAUUAGUAUAAUUUUGAGCAAUUUUGUUAAGUGUUUUAUUUUUGUCAA